AUGGCGCCGUUCCAGGUCGCCCGGCUGAGGAACCCCCAGCUCCGACUCCGGCAUCCGACAUGCUCCCUAUCAACAUCGAGCUCCCUCCUAUCCAUCCCGCGCCGCCCUAACGAUUUCAAUUCGGGUUAUAGUAGUAGCUACGACCCGACGCAGGAGAUCAGCCGCGGGCCCAUCUUCAGCAAGCACACCUUUGGCGUGCCGCAAUUCUACCCACGGGACCUGAAGCGUCGUGUCGACGACUACGUCGUGGGCCAGGACCGUGCAAAGAAGACGAUCUGCUCCGUCAUCUUCAACCACUACCAGGGACUGCGCCGCCGGCAACACAACGAGAUCCAAGAUCAGCGGUUCCGCGAGAAGCUGCAACGGCAAAAGUACGCACAGGACCAGGAUGCGUUUGAGCGCGGUGGUUACAACAGCAGCUCACGCGCGCAUCCCGUUGAAGACGAUUACCCCGGCCACCACGAGGCGGUCAGAGGCACCUACCAAAUUCCCGACGCCCUGUACGACCCACCGGCGGACGACUUUUACAUCCCAGAAGACUUCGCAGCUCCAAACCAUGUCAAGAUUGACAAGAGCAAUCUGCUGUUAAUUGGGCCAACCGGCGUGGGGAAGACAUACAUUCUUGAGACGUUAUCGAAGAAGCUCAACGUACCAUUCACUAUUAGCGACUGCAACUCGUUCACUCAAGCGGGAUACAUCGGACAGGACGUCGAGUCUUGCAUCGAACGGCUACUCAUCGAGGCCAACUACGAUAUCAAGGCCGCCGAACACGGGAUCAUAGUGUUAGAUGAGUUCGACAAAAUUGCGAAGCGCGAGACCGUUAACGGCCGCGAUGUUGGUGGCGAGGGCGUGCAGCAGGCCCUUCUCAAGCUUGUUGAGGGGACUAAGGUUACCGUUAACAUCAAGGACCAACGAUCAUCCCGCACGGCGACCAACCCGCCUAGCGGCUACGGACCGUCUAAUACCCAGUCGGCACCUCCGGCCGGCAAAGUUGACCAAUACACAAUCGACACUACAAACAUACUAUUUGUAUUCUGCGGCGCCUUUGUCGGACUAGACAAGACUGUUCUGCGUCGUGUAGCUAAGCCGUCUAUCGGUUUUGGCUCGGAGGUUCGCGGACGCAGCUCUUCUAUGUCCGGAGACAAGGAUAUCCUACCACGAGAGAUGUACAACCACCUCCCACACCAGCCCGUAUCCGCCGCCACCAACAGCAGUGGCGGUUUCACCCCUCUCGACCUUGCGACGCCCGCCGACCUUCAAGCCUACGGCUUUAUUCCCGAACUCAUUGGCCGCCUACACAACAUCUGCGCCCUUACCCCACUCUCCCUUGACGAGCUCUUCCGCAUCCUCACCGAGCCGCGCAACAGCCUCGUGGCCCAAUACACUGCCCUUUUCGAAACCUACCCGAGCAAACUGUUCUUCACGCGCCGGGCACUGUACGCGAUCGCUUCACGCGCGGCCAAGAACGAGACCGGUGCGCGUGGGCUCAAGAUGGAAAUGGAGCGUGUCUUAGCCGAGCCCAUGUUUGAGGCGCCCACGCCGUAUGUGUUAAUUACGGAAGGCUGUGUCACCGGUGGGGAGAAGGCUGGCUACUGGGGCAGGGACGGGAGGAUGGAGCUAGAGAAGAGGUUGCGGGAGGAGGAUGAUAAGGGGCCGAAGGGUGAUGCGAGAGGCCGAGGGGGGAGUGGUGGGGAGCAAGGGCCGUUCGAGCCGUUUCGCGAGGCUAAUUGGAGUAGUGCGUAA
Dichotomopilus funicola is the source of this 1743-nucleotide messenger RNA. RefSeq names its product P-loop containing nucleoside triphosphate hydrolase protein. Gene Ontology annotation, cellular component: mitochondrial matrix. The transcript is spliced from 4 exons. Gene Ontology annotation, molecular function: ATP binding; ATP hydrolysis activity. The coding region runs from base 1 to 1743 and encodes 580 amino acids. The record is from RefSeq and is a predicted model, not a curated record. Lineage: Eukaryota; Fungi; Ascomycota; Sordariomycetes; Sordariales; Chaetomiaceae.